Malassezia vespertilionis is the source of this 876-nucleotide messenger RNA. It is a transcript of the gene FAD1, whose product is annotated as FAD synthase. The record is from RefSeq and is a predicted model, not a curated record. NCBI's taxonomy places the organism in Eukaryota, Fungi, Basidiomycota, Malasseziomycetes, Malasseziales, Malasseziaceae. The coding region runs from base 1 to 876 and encodes 291 amino acids. Gene Ontology annotation, biological process: FAD biosynthetic process. The transcript has 2 exons. Gene Ontology annotation, molecular function: FMN adenylyltransferase activity.
AUGCCCGAGUUUGUGUCUGAGCGCGCGCUUGCAUGGGCGCGCUGCAUCGAUGCUACCUACACGAUAUUUGAGGACCCAAGCGCUCAGAAGAGGUACGGUGCACUCGCGAACAGCGUGAAAGCAGCCGUGGAUGCGUGUAGCAGUGCGCUGGACGAGUACGGGGAUGAACACUGUGCACUGAGCUUUAAUGGCGGAAAAGACUGCACAGUCAUUGCGCAUGUUCUUGCUGCCGUGCUCCGUCGCCGUGCUGGCUACUCGGAGUUUGGCGGCGUGCGCGCGCCGAAUCUCUCCGACGCCGCGUACGCGCAUGUACCGCAAUUGCGCACACUCUAUGUCUCGUGCGAUACGCCCUUUCCCGAAGUGGAAAAGUUUAUUGCGUACGCAAAAGAUGCCGAGAAUGGCUACAAUUUGAGUUUAUAUCGCGCCAUGGCGCCGAUGCGUGCGGCGCUGCAGCAGUACUUGUACGGCAGCGACGACAAAGCGCCCGGCCACGGCGUCAAGGCCAUCUUUCUUGGUGUGCGCCACGAUGAUCCAUACGGCUCCAUUGUCCAUGUGCAGUGCCCUACUGACAACGGCUGGCCGUCGGUCAUGCGCGUGCACCCCAUUCUCACCUGGAGCUACAACGAUGUUUGGCAGUUUUUGCGCUGCCCCACGCUAACAAACGGCCCGCCGUACGAGCCGGAGUGCGCCAGUGUGGGCGGCGGUGAUGUGCGCUGUGUUCCCUACUGUAGUCUGUACGACCAGGGCUAUACCUCGCUGGGCAGCACAUUUAAUACGGAAAAGAAUCCCAGGCUUUUGGACGCUGCAACGCAUACCUAUCUCCCAGCGUACAAAUUACUCGAUUGCGCCUGGGAACGUGCAGGACGUGCCAAGUAG